Messenger RNA from Penicillium hordei, 381 nucleotides. RefSeq lists its product as uncharacterized. The transcript has a single exon. The coding region runs from base 1 to 381 and encodes 126 amino acids. The record is from RefSeq and is a predicted model, not a curated record. Lineage: Eukaryota; Fungi; Ascomycota; Eurotiomycetes; Eurotiales; Aspergillaceae.
AUGCAAGGGGAUCCUUCGAUCAAUAGCAAGCAGAUGGAAGAACUGGCACAUCCUGAAGAUGAAAGACAUAAAUAUGUCUUUAUGUCUGCUGUGACUCGGAUGGUUUUCAAAAGAGGUCGGUUGACUGUACCUCCUCAACGCGCUUUGGAAAUCUGUGGUAUUCUAUCGGUCGAAUGCCCAACCGCAUCAUCUCGUACGGCCGACAGAGCCGGGGCAACAGAUUCAGCCAUCGGUUGCCCUGAAUGGACACUUGAAGAGAUCGAGUCCUCUAGAUAUGCAAAUCUCCCGGUCGUGCGGCUCGAAAGGGGCUGGGAUGCCGUCCGUGAGCUCUUCCGACAAGAGCGGGUUGCGUUGACAGAGCAUAGGGGCUUCAUGUGGUGA